Messenger RNA from Culex quinquefasciatus (southern house mosquito), 763 nucleotides. RefSeq names its product peptidyl-tRNA hydrolase ICT1, mitochondrial. Gene Ontology annotation, biological process: mitochondrial translational termination. The transcript is spliced from 3 exons. NCBI's taxonomy places the organism in Eukaryota, Metazoa, Arthropoda, Insecta, Diptera, Culicidae. The coding region runs from base 90 to 692 and encodes 200 amino acids. Gene Ontology annotation, molecular function: translation release factor activity. The record is from RefSeq and is a predicted model, not a curated record. Gene Ontology annotation, cellular component: mitochondrial large ribosomal subunit.
CAAACGCGAGUGAUUACAAAACUUCAAAACAUUUCGGCAGCGGUGCUCGUGAUUUUUUUAAAAAGAAAAUCGUGUAAAAAGUGUGCAAAAUGAACAAAAUUGCGGUUAAUUUGCUGGCCAGGGUGGCGAGCUUCCGGGUUCCGCAACAGUCGUACCACGUGCUGCGGAGGAACUACAGCUUCAAGAGUGAUCUUUCGUUGGACAAAAUUUAUCCCUCGAGCAAUCUGCGGCUGUACACUCCACCUCCGCCGCAAUCAACCGACUCCAAAUUCAGCGGAUUCAUCCCACUGGACAAGCUUGAGGUCACCUACAGCCGAAGCAGCGGUCCCGGUGGACAGAACGUCAACACUGUGAGCACAAAGGUGGACAUCCGGUUCAAGCUGGAGGCGGCAGACUGGCUUCCGGAAGCUACCCGGAAACGACUUGCUGAAUUGCAAAAGGGUCGCCUCACCAAGGACGGCUACCUGAUCAUAAAGAGCGAACUGACCCGCUCCCAGCAGAUGAACAUGGCGGAUGCGUUGGAAAAGCUGCGCACGUUUAUUCGGGAGGCGGAGAAACCAACCACGGUUGAGCUGUCGCCGGAAACGGCCGAGAAGCUGCGCCGACGACACGAGAAGGCAGUUCGAGAGCGGUUGGCGGUUAAGCGGAACCGAUCGGCCACGAAGGCGGAUCGACGAGCGCCAACUUUGUAGGUUGAUUGGGAGGAAAUUUUGUGUAGAUACGUCGAAUUGGAUGGAAAUAGAGUGCGCUGUGUGCAGUUAAA